Hydra vulgaris (swiftwater hydra) is the source of this 1722-nucleotide messenger RNA. RefSeq names its product transmembrane protease serine 9. Gene Ontology annotation, cellular component: membrane. Gene Ontology annotation, molecular function: serine-type endopeptidase activity. The record is from RefSeq and is a predicted model, not a curated record. NCBI's taxonomy places the organism in Eukaryota, Metazoa, Cnidaria, Hydrozoa, Anthoathecata, Hydridae. Gene Ontology annotation, biological process: proteolysis.
ACACCAAAAAGAUUGAUGUUGAGCAUCAAUUCAAACAUAUUUAUUAAAAAACAUAAAUAAAAAAGAAGAUACAAAAACGAAAAUGACGAACAUGAGAAGAAAACAUGUGAUUAGAAUCUUGGUAAUUACAAGUAUUUUGACGUCAGCACAACUUAAUGUUAUUUUUCGAACUCCGGUUAAAUUAUAUCCGCUUGAAUCUGCAAAUUGCAAUUUUGAGACAGAAUGUCCUGCUUACAAAAAUGAUGAAUUGGCAACUUUUAAUUGGAUUAAGGGAAAUUUGACUACACCAUCGCCACACACUGGUCCAGAGGGGGACAAUACUCCAGGAAUGAAUGGUCUAGGAAACUAUCUAUACAUUGAGAGUUCAAAACGGUUGAACGGAGAUAUAGCACGUUUUCAAACACAUUUGAUAGACAAUGAUAUUCAAGAUAAAAAAAUAUGUGUUGAAUUUUUUUAUCAUAUGCGGGGUCACACAAUGGGAGAACUAGCAGUACUAGUUGACGAAAUUGAUCGAGAAGUUGUUAUGUUUCAGCUUAUUGGCAAGCAAAGUACCCAAGGUUGGAGCCACGGACGGUUUGCAAUGGACACGCCUUCAAGUCCUUUUAAAAUUAUAUUCCAAGGCAAAACAUCGUUUAGCUUUUAUGGUGACAUAGCAAUUGAUGAUAUUCAUUUAUAUUCUUUCAGCGGAAAAGGAUGUUACUCUUGGCCUAUAAAUUCACUUCCACUACCAAGUCAACCUCCUCCACCAGUACCAAACAAUGGACCAGAAGAUUCAUCGACUUGCGGAAAGAGUAAGCUUAAUCAGAACCCUGACAGCAAAACUUUUAAAUCAACAAACCUUGCUCGAAUAGUUGGUGGAACUAAAUCUACUAUCGGGGAAUGGCCGUGGAUGGCAAUGGUUUUAAUAAAAAAAUUGGACGGAUCUUUUGAACCAUCUUGUGGAGGAGUACUUCUCGGUUUGGAUUGGAUUAUUACUGCUGCUCAUUGCGUGGCAGAUGUUGCCAACAAAAAUGAUAUUCUCGUUCGGCUCGGUGUUCUGGAACGGAGCAAAAAGCUAAAGCAAACUCAAGAAUCCUUUAUUAGUGAUGUUUAUGUCCAUCCUCAUUACAAAACCGAGAAGUUAUAUAACAAUGAUGUUGCUAUGAUAAAACUGAAAAAACCAGUAAUGGUGAACCAAUUUGUUGAAUCUAUUUGCAUUCUGAACAACCACAAAUUUUCACAUGGUGAUCAAUGUUUUAUUGCAGGAUGGGGAAAAGUGUGGAAUGACGGCAACAAACCAGCUCCAUUUAGUGAGAUUUUGCGCCAUGGCAUGGUCACAAUUCGAAAAACUUCUGAAUGUAAUGAUAUAUACGGAGAAGCAUUAACGGAAAAUAUGAUAUGCGCUGGAGAUGAAUCUGGAGUUCCAGAUACUUGUUUUGGUGAUAGUGGUGGUCCAUUGAUGUGUCAAGAAGAUGGACAAUGGAUACUUACCGGUAUAACAAGUUGGGGAGCAGCAACUGGUUGUGGCCAGAGUAAUAUGUAUGGUGUCUACACUAACGUAAAAACUGUUCAAAACUGGAUUAAGUCGGUUAUAAAAUAUCCUGAUAUGCACGAAACUCUGCAUUUAGGCAAUUAGAACAACAACUAGAGUAUUUAUCAUAAAUAUAUAAUAAAUAAGAUAUUUAUUAUAAAUAUAUAAUAAAUAAGAUAUUUAUUAUAAAUAUAAGAUAUAUUUGAAUAUAA